AUGUCUGAAGCUAGAGUUUUGGUUGGACCCUGGUUCAAUUGGAGCAGUGGUCGAAUUCUAGGUGCGACUAUCACUAUACCAGCUGAGUAUGAAUCGAUUGCAGUGGCAGUACUUGCUCUCUUUGUUCGAUUGGUUGGAAGUCAUUUCUGGUGUAUCAAUUGCUUCAUAUUACAUCAAAUUCGGUAUACCCCAUAUGAGCGCGACGGAUUUCACUACCAGUACCAAGCCAUCCUGGCAAAUAAACUCACCGAUCUCAGCACCUUCUGGAAGCUUUUGAAGGUUGCUCUGGCAUGGAGAUCAAACACUGAAAAUGUGAAACGACGUGCAUUACCGCUAUUGUUUCUUACAGUGUUCCAUAUGACAGCAUUCUACGCUGCUGGCAUCUUCUCUUCAAGAGUAUCCCGAUCAGCUGGAGAAGUAUUGGUUAAGAGCGAUGUCUGCGGAUGGCCAGAUGAACGAAGCAACAAAGCCUUUGAUCAAUGGUCUGAUGAAGACGUGGAGUCUGCCGACGCCUGGUUGACAUUACUCCAGCAGAGUUUUCGAAAGCGUGCAGCAUACGCCCGGUCAUGCUAUAGUACUCAAUCUCAGACCCAGUCCUCUCUCUGCAACAUUCAUGCCGCCCCAUCAAUUAAAUCGAGAAUUGACCCAGCGGCUCCCUGUCCCUUUUUUGAGAGAACCUGUACAACUACAACAGUUUCGAUAGACUCUGGGCUCAUAGAUUCCCACUUGCAUCUAGGAAUCAAUGCCCCAGUGCAAGAUCGUAUUCAGUUCAGAAAACUGAUGAUAUGUACCCCAAUCCUACUAGAAGACAAACAUAGCCCAAAUUGGACAUCUAAAAAAUCUCCGAGUCUUCAAGACCAGUUAUUAUUUCAACUUGGACAAGGCCAGCUACCAUCAGACGAUCUAUACAAAUACUAUUAUCUUGGAAAUCGGACAUGGAAAGGGACCUCCAUAAGCGAUAGCACAGUCGUGAUGACCAACAAGACUAUUACAUACGCCUCUCAGCCCUACAAUCUCUUAUGGGUAGAUGCUAAUCCCGGAAACCCUAUUGAAGGGACCUUCAACCCCAUAUCUGCUCUGAACCGUACAGAUGACGAUGUGAACGUCCUGCUAUUGAAUAACUUAGCAGCAUAUACAGGACCUGUAAGAGAUCCUUGGUUUCAAACGGCCGCCACACCAACCAAUUCCGUGGUAUGGGCACCAAGCGAUGUCUGGAUCUCAUCAACUACGCUCUCUGGUAUUGGCUGCAUCGAGCAGUAUCAGUUCUGUCGCAGCAAUCAAUGCACCCCUCUUACUGGCAUUUAUAUGAUCGAUCAACAUGCGAUCGACAAACUCAGUCUAAAUUCAAAACAGGAAGCGACACUACAGCUAAUACUGAAAAUAGCAUUGUGGAUGAGGAUGAGUCGCCUGCUGACAUUUUUGGGAGGGAACAUUCUCCUUGCCAAAGACAGAUUAUUUGGAGGUACUUGGUUGUCUUCUGCCCUCGAGAACAAUCAGUGGCAAAAGGAAGUUGAAAACAUACAUAACACAAGUAUGGCAUUUCUCCAGCAACGCAUUAUCGAUCAUGCUUCCCCGUCUAAUUCCCAGAUCCAUAAAUCUGUUGGCCUCUACCCACACAUCAUGCAGGAGACUCAUCAGGAGAUUCUGAAUAUUUGCGCCAACCAAAAGGUCUGGAGUAGUAGUUAUCAUUUCUUUAACGUGGUGGGUAUAAUGUUUAUCAUAUUCGGAGGUGCCUUGGUUAUCUUGGUUGAUGUUUUCUUUCCUCAGAUGGUGGGCUGGUUACAGCGGCGCAGCGGGAGAGGGUUGGCAACUAGGUUGGACUGGAUUGAGAGCGAGCCUUUGCAUUUACAGCGCAUCGCGUUUGAGAGUUGUGGGAUUGGGCCGUGGAAGGUUACAAUGAUGGUAUUCCUAUUACCGAGGAAUUUGGGCAGAAGUUUCGACGUCUGA
This is a messenger RNA of Bipolaris victoriae FI3, 1947 nucleotides long. RefSeq lists its product as hypothetical. The record is from RefSeq and is a predicted model, not a curated record. The transcript has 3 exons. NCBI's taxonomy places the organism in Eukaryota, Fungi, Ascomycota, Dothideomycetes, Pleosporales, Pleosporaceae. Bases 1 to 1947 code for a protein of 648 amino acids.